CCCAUUCUCCCGUGGGUAAUGAGUGAUCCCACUACACAUAGGAUAGGGACGGCCCAAGAAAGUAGUAAUCAUGCAGGCCGGAAUUAUUGGGGUACACCUAUUUUCCGAUUCAUGGUCAGUAGUUAACGGGAUGACUCAGUGGAUGCCCACAUGGCAGGCCAAUCAGUGGAUGAUCCAAAGUCGGGAAGUAUGGGGUAGGCCGCUGUGGGAGGAAAUUUGGGAGAAGGCCCAGCAUUUAAGGAUAUUUAUCACACACGUGGACGCCCACACGUCCCGAAAUGACGCAGAAGCCCUCCAUAACCGAUAUGUUGACGGCAUAGUUCGAGCUAUGGUAAUACAGAGGGACACCUCGGUGGACCUAGCCAGAUGGGCACACCAAAAGGCUGGGCAUUGGGGGGUACAAGGGACUCUACAAUGGGCCCGGGAUCGGGGUAUAGACCUGCUGGUAGACGAUGUAAAAACCGCAGUGAAUCAGUGUGAGCAAUGCCAACACCAAAGACAGGGAGUGCCCCAGCAUAUGAUGGGGCACAUUCACCGAGGAGAAGGCCCCGGCCAAAGCUGGCAGAUGGACUUCGUGGGCCCAUUGCCCACGUCCCAGGGAUGCAGGCACAUUUGCACAGCGGUGGACACCAUGUCUGGGGUCCUGGUGACCCAUCCUUGUCGCCAUAAUAAUCAGCAGGCAACCCUGCGAUGUUUAGACAUGAUAGAACAAUUCUACGGGAUGCCUAUGCAGGUCCAGAGCGACAAUGGUUCGCACUUUACGGGAGGGCGGAUAAAGCACUGGUGCAACGAAAAUCAUGUCGAAUGGAUAUACCAUGUGCCGUAUCAUCCGCAAGCAGCAGGACUGAUUGAACGGAUGAAUGGGAUCUUGAAGUCCUCUCUUCGGAAGGCGGGGGGGGCGAAUGAUUUGACAAAUUGGAAAAAGAACCUCAUCCGAGUUGUAAAACAAAUUAACAAUCGUCCAUUGGGGAAUGGAGUUACACCCUUAAAUAGGAUGAUAAAGGUAUGUGACACGCCCGAGGCGCGUCCCAUUAAAAUGUGGAAAUUCGAUGCGGAAGCGGAACUGCCAGUCCGGGCCACCCCGGCAUCAGCGGGGCUUGAUUUGCGGGCCUUGACUACCCGGACGUUGGUGCCCCAAGUGCCAACGGCAGUUAAAACCGGCUUGGGAUUAGUUUGCCCUUCCGGGACUUAUGGACACAUUCUCCCACGAUCUGGGUUAUCACUGAAAGGGAUCGAUGUCAUGGGUGGAGUUAUUGACGCAGACUAUCAGGGAGAGAUUGGGGUUAUCCUAGUCAACAUCACCACCGAGCCCUACGUGGUUAAUAAGGGGGAUAAGAUCGCCCAAUUGGUAAUUAAACCUUGUGACAUGUCCACUGUGGAGGAGACGGGGGCCCCUACGAAAAUAACCGAACGGGGAACGGGAGGUUUCGGAUCCACUGAUGUAAAGGGGGCUAAAGUUUGGGUACGCCAGCCAAAUGGCCCUCCAAAACCGGCAGAAAUAAUCGCCCAAGGGAAGGAUAGUUUGGUGACAAUAAUGUAUCCAGGGGACUCAGCCUGGCAUAAUGUGCCGGCAAACCAAUGCUACCUCCGAGAAACAUGAGCCCACGUCUUCUCGUCACCAUAGAUCCGGAUCAUGGCAUGGUGGUGGGCCCUGAAUGUGCUAUGGACUGUUGGAAUCCUGGGUCGGAGUAUGUCAAGACCCGGGUCGGAAGAAACGAAACACAAUGCUGGUGCUCUGGGACAGAUCGUCAGCUGGGAAGCCAGUGACCAAGAGCGAAGGCAGGACAAUUUUACGUGCCCCUCCGGACAACGAUGUGACAUUAUGACUAUCACCAGCAAUUGCACGUUGUAUCGAUGCAAGGGCAGCUUUGAGGAUGCAAACACAACAGUGGCCCCGGGCUGCGCACUGACCAUUCACACCCGGGUGAAUAUGUGUUCCGAAGGACAGUGUCAUGAGGGUGGUAUUGAAUGGACUAUUAUUACCGCCAACGACGAAAUGAGGAUUACCAAUGGGACGCCAAUCACUGGCAGAGGCCCAAUGGACUGGUUAAUCAGGGGAGAGUCUGGCAUCCCAAAACAUCAACCACCUUCCGACUGCCAGUCAUACCCGAAUGUAACCCUAAACGGCGACGACGGGCAUGGUACGAUACCUUGUUAGGAGGGGCAGGGACAGUAAUGGGGAUAUCCAAUGCUAUAGACUCUGAAGUGACCCGUACUAAAUUAUCCAGUACGGGGCAAGCAACUGCACAAGGCCUGUACACUAUUGGCCGAUGGAUGCCGUCGGCCAUGAUGACGCAGGAAGAGACUGCACGAAUUUUGCUGCAUUCCUUAAAAUGGGAAUUGGACGUGUGGGAUUCGACUCAACGGCUGUUCCAAAAUUUUACUGUACAGAUGAACUGGACAAUUUGCGGUAUCCAAAUGCUGCAUGCACAUUUGCAAAAAGAACGAUUUUUACGAAUAGUCACUUCGCCUAAUGUUCAGGCCUGGCGAGGGGUGUGGAACGUAUCUGAGAAAUUAUGGAUGAACACCUAUCCGGACAAAACAUGGUGUAAUGCAACGCUGUGUAAAGGACAUUUUGUAACCUUGAAUGUAACUGAUUUUGUGACGGUGUGCCGAUAUUACGUAUUGCCGGUCAUUACAUCUGAUGGAUAUUACUUUCUCAAAACAAAAGGGAAUUGGUUCAGUCCGGACACCAAUCUUACCUAUGACUUGUCCGCGUGUGAGCAGGCGGAUCAAGGAAAGGCCUGUCUGUUGAUGGAUCGAUAUCGAGACCCGUGCCUUACAGAAGACACGGCUUUGUGUGAAUGGAUGAUUGAGGCACCCCGAGAUAUGAUGUGGCAGAUUGGUCCCCAUACGCUCUGUGUGGCCACUAGUCAUGCCCAUGCCUUACUCCCGACGACCCCUUUUUCAGGUUGCCUUACUGGCAUCUAUCGAUGGCGGUGGCAGAACCAUACUUACCUAUUGACCAAUUACAGCGGAACGCAACACCUCACCACUAUGCAGUGGCAGGUAUGGCUGCACCCUUGGAGUAUCUCGCUAGAGCGUUUUAAACAGGCCCUCGAUCGCUCGGAAGAGCUAAAGCAGAUAUUGCGACAACAUCAAAUCAAUGUUACCCGGGUGACUGUGUCCACCUUUAUACAUGGCCAAAAGGUAGUACACGCUGCUCAUGUAGUAGAGGUGGAAUCCGCCCAUCACUGGUGGGAUCUGUUCAAUGGGCUGUCAACUACGGCACGACGUUCCCUAUUUCCUCCGUUGUUCAUUUUAAUCGGAGUUUUAGUGAUUCUGACCUGUUGUAAUAUACUGACCUGUACGUAUGUUUGCCGUGUGCGGCAGCAACUGGAACAAAACAUGUACAUGUUAUAACAAUGUAUUGCUUAUUAUUAUGUAUUUGUAUAAUCGUUACAUGUAUUGGGCCAAUCAGUGGAAUGUAAUAUAAGGGGUUAACAUGGUGUCCCAAUACAUGCAAGAUUGGAUCCAGGCACCAGUUGACCUUGAACACAAGACGUUGCUAAGAGACUUCCUGUUAUCUACUGAAGGGAGUCGGAGCCGAAACCGCAUGGGAACAAUGCCCAGUACUAAACAAUGUGUUGGACGAGUGCCCAACGCGGACUCAGUGAACUCGGCAAGUAGCGCAUAUAUAAGCCUGGAAAGUCCCCAGUUCGGGGAGUCUGCUCCGGGUUAAGCUAAUCGCUGAGCGUGGGUCACAGGCGGCACCUCCGCAGAACUGACGGCUCCCAGUUCCAGUAAUUCGUGGAGUAAGUAUAUAGCCAAUUAUGCCAGACCCGUUGUGAGUAUCGGACCUGGUUUCUAUCCUAUAUAGGCUAGGUAGGAAACAAGCAAAAUAAAAUAAUAUUAUCCUAG
This is a messenger RNA of Carcharodon carcharias (great white shark), 3861 nucleotides long. RefSeq lists its product as uncharacterized. The transcript has 2 exons. The coding region runs from base 71 to 1600 and encodes 509 amino acids. NCBI's taxonomy places the organism in Eukaryota, Metazoa, Chordata, Chondrichthyes, Lamniformes, Lamnidae. Gene Ontology annotation, biological process: dUTP catabolic process; dUMP biosynthetic process; DNA integration. Gene Ontology annotation, molecular function: RNA-DNA hybrid ribonuclease activity; nucleic acid binding; dUTP diphosphatase activity. The record is from RefSeq and is a predicted model, not a curated record.